CCGCCUAAAAUUUGGCUUUAGGGUCCCAAUAUAGUUGAGUCGCCGGGCAGCCAUUACUGCGAAGCAAGAAUGUCAUCCUAUUAAUACUACUAUCACCAAAUAAACGUUCACAAUCUAGAGAGAAUAUCAUAAAAUGAAGCUGGCUGUAGUUUCCAUUCUUCCCUUUUCUCUCUUCUUUCUCUCUCAGUUGUCAGUACUAUCUCUCUCCGAAAGGUGCAAUCCAAAGGACAAGAAAGCCCUCCUAGAAAUCAAGAAAGGUCUGGGCAAUCCGUAUGACUUGAUCACUUGGGAUCCCAAAACUGAUUGUUGUACUGAUUGGGCUAAAGUCACACUCUCAUGUGAUGACAAGACCAACCGUGUUACGACCCUAAGUUUCUUCAAUAUUGAUAGCGUCGGGCACCUCUCCCCGGCCAUUGGAGACCUUCCCUACCUCCAAAGUUUGGACAUCGACAAUGUCCGAAAUCUCUCAGGUCCAAUUCCACCCACAAUUGCUAAGCUCUCAAAACUCACAUUCUUGAGAAUUAGUCAGACAAACAUUUCAGGACCUGUCCCUGAGUUUCUUAGUAAGUUGAAAAACAUAACGUACAUCAACUUAUCGUACGGUAGCCUCGUUGGUACAAUCCCUCCCUCACUUUCUCAACUGACAAACUUGGAGUUCCUACGCUUAGAUAGGAACAAACUUACUGGAACAAUUCCACAAUCUCUUAGCAAAUUAGCUCCAAAACUCACGUAUCUUUACCUCGGACACAACCAACUAACAGGGAUUGUGCCAACUUCUUUUACUGGUUGGAGCUUUGACACAAUUGACUUAUCAAGGAACAUGCUUGAAGGGGAUAUCUCAUUCUUGUUUGGCAAAGAUAAGACAACAUAUGAAAUGUUGUUGGAUCACAAUAAGUUUGCGUUCGACUUCUCAAAGCUAACAUUUGGGAAGGGAUUAUGGAGGUUGGAUUUGAACCAUAACAAGAUUUACGGUAGCCUUCCUCCAUCCUUGACGAAGCAACCAUGGCAGCUCUUCAAUGUGAGUUAUAACAGACUUUGUGGAAAGAUUCCACAGGGUGGAUCUAUGCAGAGAUGUGAUCAACAUUGCUAUUUUCACAACAAAUGCUUGUGUGAUGCUCCAUUGCCACCAUGUAAAUGAUUGCCAGUAGUAUUGGCUUUGCCACUAUGUGUCCUCUAUCUAUGUAUUUCAACCUCUCUUUGAAUGUUGAUAAGCCAGUAAACUCAUGGCUGGCUGCCAAUAGGCAUAAAAAUGUGCUUUAUGUAUUUCUUUUUAAGUGCUUGUUGAAAC
Molecule: messenger RNA, 1288 nt
Organism: Capsicum annuum
Lineage: Eukaryota; Viridiplantae; Streptophyta; Magnoliopsida; Solanales; Solanaceae
Product: polygalacturonase inhibitor
Exons: 1
Coding region: 134-1138 (334 amino acids)
Molecular function (GO): protein binding
Source: RefSeq, a predicted model, not a curated record